Molecule: messenger RNA, 2733 nt
Organism: Chara braunii
Lineage: Eukaryota; Viridiplantae; Streptophyta; Charophyceae; Charales; Characeae
Source: the annotation of a GenBank genome assembly
ACGCUAAAAAGGCAAAGACGAAUUUGAAUUGUGUCGUUGCGCGCGCGCACCGUUCUUCUGUGUUCCCGCGCUGUUCGUUUUGCUCUCAAGGGUUCUUCGUGUUCAUCGAGUAGCCAUGGACGAUAUGUACGAGAGGUUGGAGAAGGUUGGCGAGGGCACGUAUGGCAAAGUCUACAAGGCGCGCGACAAGAAGACGGGGAGACUCGUUGCGCUGAAGAAGACGAGGUUGGAGAUGGAAGAGGAAGGAGUUCCAUCGACAGCUCUCCGGGAGGUCUCGCUGCUGCAGAUGCUCUCCCAGAGCAUCUAUGUUGUGAGGCUUCUCUGCGUCGAGCAUGUCGAUGAGAAUAACAAACCCAUGCUGUAUCUCGUUUUCGAGUACCUUGAUACGGAUUUGAAGAAGUACAUGGACUUGACUGGUCGAGGUCCCAGUAAUCCUCUUCCUGCCUCCACGAUCAAAAGUUUCUUGUAUCAGCUUUGCAAAGGAGUUGCGCAUUGUCACAGUCACGGCGUCAUGCACAGAGAUCUGAAGCCCCAGAACCUGCUGGUCGACAAGGAGAAAGGAAUACUCAAAAUUGCAGAUUUAGGAUUGGGCCGAGCUUUCACGGUCCCUGUGAAGAGCUAUACACACGAGAUUGUAACGCUGUGGUACAGAGCACCGGAAGUGCUCCUAGGAGCGUCAUACUACUCGACACCCGUUGACAUAUGGUCUGUUGGCUGUAUCUUUGCGGAAAUGGCGAGGAAGGCUCCGCUGUUUCCAGGAGAUUCGGAACUCCAGCAGCUCCUUCACAUUUUCAAGCUCUUAGGCACACCGAAUGAGGAGGUAUGGCCUGGAGUUUCGAAACUGCGCGAUUGGCACGAGUUCCCUCAAUGGCAACCUCAGAAUAUUGCCAGGGUUGUCCCGCAGCUGGACGAGAAGGGAAUCGAUCUACUUCAGAAAAUGCUCCAGUAUGAUCCUGCCAAGAGGAUUUCGGCAAAGGAGGCUCUCCAUCACCCUUACUUCGACGACCUGGACAAAUCUCAGUUCUGAGUAUGUUUUGAAGAUAUCCUUAUUAUGAUAGCGAAUUGCAGGAGCUCCCUCUCCAGCUCCUCACACUGCGCCUACUGUCUCAGAACUUUGUAUGGAUAAUCUAGUCAACCUUCUACAUGUAGAGUACAUAUGCUAUUUCUAUCAUCGCAUCAUUGUUCCGCAGAAAUAUGGAAGUUUCCAGUUGCCUCGUCCAGCGGGGCAUUUGGGUGAACGAGAGAGUUCUAUUGUCCAUUAAUGGCCCUGUGCGAUAAAAGCACACCACUUCGUGUGCUCAAUUGACUGGUGUCUGACUGGUCUUGCUGUUUCCUUGGUUUCUGAGGCAAAGAAACAAAAGAGUUUUGUAAGUGUUGGAUGGGUGGGAAGUAAACGUGCGUAGUGAGCUCUUUGUCUGUGUAUGGAUCGCAGUGCCGCUUGAGAAGAUUGGGGAAAUGCUUGCAUCCCCAAAUUUUUGGAGUGACACUUCGAUCCAUGUGGAGACUGAACGACCCUCGUUGGGCGCCCAGCUUAAAAGUGAUGGGAAAGGAUGUGUAUUAUGUAGGGCCGAAAGGUGUCGAGUGCCCAGCCAAAGGCAGUUUGUGAAGUAUGGGGAGUUGCAAGUGGUCAGGGAAUCAUAUGGAAUUGGGUGGAUGUGCAAGUUGUUCUGGGCUUCGGCACGAGGCUGCUUGGCAACGGCGGGAACCAGUGUUGCUGUUCCAGGGUAGCCAAAAACAGGGUGAAUGUGCAUGCAUAAUGCGAAAUCGUCAUUGCGGCUCAUGUAUGAAUUUGUUUAUGGAGAGGGGUAGGAUCAUGAUUGUCAGUAGCUUGCCAUAUAAUGUGACUGAGAGGAAUAGAGUCAUAUGAUUUGUCGAGGCAGUUGGUGGCGAAGGCCCUGGAUGUGGGGUACGCCUUGUGCACUCAACUUAGACUGCGAAGGUCACCCACCGGUUUUCUAAAUCGGAGAUGCUAGUCAGGCUUGGAAGAGAUGCCAUGGGAUGCAGCAUCCUUGUCUCGCUGCUCGCGGAAUUCUGCUGGUGAGUGUCAAUGCCGUCGUUUGUGCUUUGGCAGUCCGCGGUAGAAAGAAAGCGAUGAGCAUCAGUGGGAGCAUCACUGGGAGCUGAAGAAUGUUUUUAAUUUUUUAAGAUUUUAUUUUUAAGAUCACUGUGGUUAUGUUCAUGAAAAUGGGUAGUCCGUUCUGAGAUGUUAUGCCAUCUACAGACAGCGAUGUGGGCGAAACAACCAUUUCAGCAGAGCGAUGUGCUCUGAUCUCUGGUGUGAAAGUUCAAUGAGGAGGUGUCCGAUGAGGAUGGGCUUGAGGGGAUGGAGUUGAUGCACUAAAACUUCCUUGUUGCUCUGGAGUGUGCUGCUGUUUCUGAAUGACGGUUGUCAGCACGACUCUUGCGUGCUGCUGUCAUGCUGCCGUUCAUUUUUUUUUAAUCUCCAGGUUUUGUUGAAUUGAGUGAUGGCACCGGCCGAUCUUGCAAUGUUUGUUCCGAAUUCAAGGAUGUGGGCAAAGUACCUCUUCAUCUGUCUUGGAAUGUUUUGGAUUUGAGCGAUGUCAUUGUGUUGGAAAUGGUGGUUUAUAGCCGUGGAACAAGGAGCUUCAGGCCUAUAUGGGUUACAUGAAGGAGCGGCUGCCAUUUAUUGUUCCGGGGGUUGUCUCGCAAUGUUUAUUGGACGAGUAGUCUUUUGUGCAUGAUGUGUAUAUCAAACAAAAUGGGAAAGGUAGA